AUUCUCAAGGGGCUAUCUGAAAACAUUUCUCUUUACGGCAACAGGACUGUGACCCUACAGUCUGGGAGUCGUUCCAUCCAAAAGGGCAAUUUGGUACUUCCUCGCGUUCCUACAGCUUAUUAGAGCCUAUGUUAUGGCUUGGCUCGGCCUGCGUGUAAUUUUAGGAGAAUGGCUCGGGCCUGUUGGAGCUAGCCGUUUCACCGAGGAGGAUUUGCGCCUGCUGUGGGACGGUGGAUACGCUACGUUGGAGGAUCUGGAGGCUGCGAGCUAUAGUGGACUUCGGGACGCCAAACUAAAACCCGCACGGGCAGACCAAAUUAUCCGCGCUCAAGGCGCGGCGGCUGGCCAGGGCACAGCACAAGCUGGUGAUGCAGUUGCGGCGGCUGGCCUGGGCAUGGGGAGCGCGGCAGGGGCCGGCGUUCGGCCAACGGUCUUCCUACGAUCUCCGCUCCCAGACGCGGCCCUGCCAUCCCGCUUUGACAAGCCUAGUCGCUCGCUGAAGAUAGAUCACGCGGAGCCCGUAGAUUGCAAGACCUGGGAGCAUGUGGCGCCGCAAGAACGCAUUCCCGCGCUCUUCGGCCGCUUGGCGGCCGCAUGUGGCAGCCACGCCACUGCUAGCGGCUUCCAAGCUAUGGGCGGGGCCGGCCAUGGUACAAGCAGCACGGAGGGCGGCGGCGGCGGCGGCGGCGGCAGCAGCAGCAGCAGCAACAGUGGGGGUGGCGGCAGUAGCUUCGACGCUGAGGUGCUCACGCUCAUCAUGCAUGCGGAUGACAUCUUCUGCAGCGCUGACGGCGAGCCUAUUCGGGUGCUGCUUCAGCAGCAAGGGCCGCCUGAAGUGCUCAUCAAUGAAGCUGUCGCCUGCUUCGGCACGCGCCCGCUGCUCAAGGUGCUGACCAUCCUGGUCAACGGCCUGUUGGAGCGGUUGCGUGGCGGCGCCAGUGCCGACCGCACUGCAGCGGCGGCAGCAGUGGGCAGUGGGGCAGCGGCGAAGCCGGCGCCCGCCGGUAUAACGCCUGGGGUGGAGCCGGCGGCUGCUGGUAGUGAUGCUGCGGCCGUGCCAGCUGCCAGGACUGGCCGCGUGAGCAGUGUUUAUUGGGGUGCUGAGAUGAGCCUUGAGAAGAUCCGCGAGGUGGCCAGCAGCCAGGAGGGUCUUGAGUGGCUUGUGCAGGGAGGGGGCGGCUCGCUGCGCCCAGACAUGCCGCUCAUUGUAGUCAUCUCGGAUGACGACGCGACCUGGCAGCAGUGCCGCAGCUUUGUGGAGAUGAAGGCGCCAGCACUGAUGCUGGAGGGCAGAACGCCGCGCUCGCUGGUGGACCUGUGGCUGAGCGGCGACACACGUGUUCGCGCCAUAUUGGCACAGGUGGGCCCCACAGCCCUCGCCCGAGCCCCAGCGAGCCCCAGCCCGAGCCGUAGCACUCGCCCGAGCCAUGCAGCUGCAUAAGCAGCAGACCGCCUCAAUGCGUUUGUGACGGCAUGCGCGCUACAGUUGCUGGGAUGGGCUUGUUCGCGUGGACGGAAGCGCGCACACUGUAGCCCCUCAGUGCC
Molecule: messenger RNA, 1545 nt
Organism: Chlamydomonas reinhardtii
Lineage: Eukaryota; Viridiplantae; Chlorophyta; Chlorophyceae; Chlamydomonadales; Chlamydomonadaceae
Exons: 6
Coding region: 134-1441 (435 amino acids)
Source: RefSeq, a predicted model, not a curated record